Miscanthus lutarioriparius is the source of this 651-nucleotide messenger RNA. Lineage: Eukaryota; Viridiplantae; Streptophyta; Magnoliopsida; Poales; Poaceae. The record is from the annotation of a GenBank genome assembly.
AUGGCGCCAAUGAAGGUGUAUGGGUGGGCCGUGUCGCCGUGGAUGGCGCGCGCUCUGGUGUGCCUCGAGGAGGCCGGCGUGGAGUACGAGAUCGUCCCGAUGAGCAGUAACGAACUGUUCUCUCUUGUGCAGCCGUUCGGUGAAAUCCCAGUUCUGGAGGACGGUGAUCUGACGCUCUACCAAUCACGCGCCAUUGCACGGUACGUUCUUUGCAAGUACAAGCCGGAGCUUGUCAAGGAAGGCGACCUGGAGGGAUCAGCAAUGGUGGAUGUAUGGAUGGAGGUGGAAGCCCACAACAUCGAGCCCACCCUGUGGCCCAUCAUCCGGCACUGCAUCAUCGGCCAGUACGUCGGGCGCGACCGCGACCAGGCCGUCAUCGACGAGAACCUCGAGAAGCUGAGGAAGCUGCUGCCGGUGUAUGAGGCGAGGCUGUCAGUCUGCAAGUACCUAGCGGGGGACGACAUCACCGCCGCCGACCUCUGCCACUUCGGUUUCAUGCGCUACUUCAUGGCCACCGAGUACGCCGGCGUGGUGGACGCGUUCCCGCACGUCAAGGCUUGGUGGGAUGCUCUGCUGGCUAGGCCGUCGGUGCAGAAGGUGAUGGCCGGCAUGCCGCCGGAUUUUGGGCAUGCCAGCGGCAACAUUCCGUAG